Messenger RNA from Puntigrus tetrazona (Sumatra barb), 2801 nucleotides. RefSeq names its product mRNA decay activator protein ZFP36L2-like. The record is from RefSeq and is a predicted model, not a curated record. Gene Ontology annotation, molecular function: metal ion binding; mRNA binding. The transcript has 2 exons. Lineage: Eukaryota; Metazoa; Chordata; Actinopteri; Cypriniformes; Cyprinidae. Bases 188 to 1387 code for a protein of 399 amino acids.
UCGGCACCGCGCGGUGGGAGAAGACUGACAACACAAGCGCGCAACGAGGAACUCAGCCUUCCUUCUCUGAGUUUCAGAGCACGUCUGAGAAUAGCCUUUUCUGUUCCGCAUCUUUUGCACUCUACACUCCCAAGCCAGUGGCAAACUUAAGCGCCUUCGCAUCCAAAGGCUCCAGGUCGGUCCUCAAAUGAGAGAUCAUCUGCGACUGUCUUCUUCUGAAGAAACAGAAAUGUCUGCGACCAUCCUGUCCGCUUUCUACGACAUCGAGAUGCUGUACAAGGAGAAGAGCCUCAACAUGAACGCCAUUCACAUCAACAGCAUGCUGGAUAAGAAAGCAGUCGGGGCCCCGGUGACAACCUCCAGCGGCAGCGGCACCAACAACUGCAACUCGUACGCGUCGGGAUUCUUCCGUCGAAACUCUACCAGCAACAUGGAGUCCGUGACAAACGGCAACAAGUACCCCGCCAGCCCCUACAGCAGCAGCAGCAGCAGCAUGAAGGAGAACGCCAUCAUGAACAAGGAGAACAAGUUCCGCGACCGCGCCUACAGCGAGAGCGCCCAGCAGCUGCAGCAGAAGCCGGGCUCGCAGAUCAACUCCACCCGCUACAAGACGGAGCUCUGCAGGCCCUUCGAGGAAAACGGCGCUUGCAAAUACGGCGAGAAGUGCCAGUUUGCGCACGGCUACCACGAGCUGAGAAGCCUGUCUCGCCACCCCAAGUACAAAACCGAGCCCUGUCGCACUUUCCACACCAUCGGCUUCUGCCCGUACGGCCCGCGGUGCCAUUUCAUCCACAACGCCGACGAGCGCAGACCGGCGCCGAGCAACGCCAACAGCGUGCAGGGGGAGUCCGCCAAGCCCGCUCGGUGCGAGUCGGUGAGCGGCUACGGACAGCAACAGCAGCAGCAGCAGCAGCACCGACCGAAACUCCACCACAGCCUCAGCUUCUCCGGUUUCUCCAGCCACCACCACCACCACGGACUCGACUCGCCCCUUCUCGAGAGCCCCACGUCGCGCACCCCGCCUCCCUCCAGCGCCGCGAGCUUCUACGAAGACGCCCGGUGCCUCGGAAACAGUGCCUUCUCCUUCACCGGCCAAGACCUCAAAGCCCUGCUCGCGCCGCUGGCCGUGCACACGCAGAACGGUUAUUACGCAAACCUUCAGGUCAACAUGGGCGACGGCCUCGGCCACACGCAGUCCCUCCAGCGCCUGUCAGAGUCGCCGGUGUUCGACUCGCCCCCCAGCCCGCCCGACAGCAUCUCCGACCGGGACAGCUACGCCAGCGGCUCGCGCAGCUCCACCGGAAGUCUCAGCGGCUCCGAGUCUCCCAGCCUGGACGGCGGGAGGCGUUUGCCGAUCUUCAGCAGGCUGUCGAUUUCCGACGAUUGAGCGGAACUUUUCUCGUUGUAGUGGACUCGGUAGCGGAGGAGUCUCCCGUUAGAUAUGUAGUCGAGCAAUAGACUUUUUUUUUUUUUUGAAUAUCGAGGGAGAUGGAUUUGUUUUUGUCAGACGCUCGACAUGGCAUUAGUCUGUUUGAAGGCAUUCCACCGGUGCAGUUUGGUGCAUUCUCUUGGUCUUUUUGGACCACCUACUUUCCAGAUUUUUUUUUUGUACAAAAGACUCGUGAACGCGAAAGACAGAGCGGUUUCAGAUUUUCCUUCAUCCUUGCCAAGAAUAUGCCUUGACGAAAAGUAUACUAGUUUUCAAAGUAUGCGCAUCCAUUCCAAAAGUUUGAUCCAGUCUCGCGACGCCACCCAGUGGUUUCGAUUGGUUCGUGCAGUUUGAAGCUCUCUCUCUCUCUCUCUCUCUCUCUCUCUCUCUCUCUCUCUCCUCUCUCUCUCUCUCUCUCUCUCUCGUUUGGCUCGUCGGGGAAAUCACUGCUGAUGGUUGAAUAUAUCUAUUUUUUUUAUAGUCGAUACGAGUGAUUUACAUAGCGGUGCUUAACCGGCUAUGAACUAUUUAACUUAUUUAUUUUUAUCUUGUGAAAAGUAUAGGCUACAUUGUUAAUUGUGUCCAUACUGUAUUUAUCGAGUAUGAUGAAGCAAUAGAUCUAUAUUCUUUUAUUAUGUUUAAAUUAUGAUCGCCAUUAUUAAUCUACAUUAAAGUGGAGUGUAUGUUCUUUUCACAGUAAUAUAUAUAUUUUUUUUCCUCGUUUGGUCUCUUUUUUUUUUUUUUUUUUUUUGUAACUUCACUUUAUUUUAUUGUAAAUGAGUUAAAAAAAAAUCUUAAUUUAAGAGAUUGUAUGUGAUAUUUAUUUCAUUAAUUUUGUUUCCUUGUUUACGUUCAUUAAAAACAGUUUGUGUGAUUUGCUGUUUGUUGGGAUGUUACUUUUCAGAAGGUGUGUUUUUUUUUUUGGUUUUUUUCGUGUUUUUUUUUCAUUCUUUUAAUCGUCAGACGCGUCCCUUUAGGUUUGUCUGUAGAAUGUAUAAACUGUGGUUGGCAGAGGACCGUCCGAACACAUGUACUAGCCUUAAAACGUCACGGAAAUCAGACUUCAAAGAUCCCAAGUAAAUCGAUUAACCAAAAAGUAUUUUAUUAUUAUUUUUUUUAUGCGUAUAUAUCUAUACGAUGCACGGCAGCCACGUGCGUGAGAAUGUAGCAGACCAGAGCCCCAGUAUUACUGCCUAGUGCCUGUGUGGGGAUUCACCAUUUUUUUUACAUUGCCUUAUGAUUAACCAAAUAAAGUAUUUUCGUACAUGUUAUUGUUUUACAACAAGAGGAAAUGAAUGUAGUUUGUAAUUUAAACUUCUUGGAAGGUUGUUACCACUUAUCAAAGGAGAGAAAUAGAGGCUUAGAGCAACGA